AAACAUAUUUUUUGGCAUUAUUUGUAUUACGACAAUACAAUUUAUUAUUUCUUUAAUUGUUUGAUAUAAUCUCUAGUUAUUCACUAAUUGUGUUAUUGUUAAAUUACUUGGAGUUUGUUCCGGAAUGUUUGCUUGCAUAAUCCAGAUUGCAGAGGCGUACUUAGAACACUUUCAAGGUCGCAAUAAACCUAUUUUUGACAGAUGUCAUUUAUGAUAUUUGUGUAGCGUUUAAUUAUGCAAGCAAUUUAGAUUUAUUGUUAUUUAUGAGCUGAAAUGAUUGUGAAUGCAACGUGAAACCGAACAAUACAGUGCUCCAUUAAAGGUUACAAUGUGAAUUCGAGGCACAAAAGGGGAAUCUGUUCUGUUGCAUUGAAGAUUAUUUAUUUGAACAAGAAAUAUCAGCUUAUGUUAGUGGUUGAAACAUGCCCGCUCCUCCAAUUCCAACAGUCGUCGAGCCUGACGCAGCAGAAUGUCGCAGUGUCACAGACAGUGUCGGCUCGCAUUCCGACAUAUCAGGGCAUACGCUUCAAGCCGCGAGUUCCAUCAUGGGACGGCCCCAUAUGGACGUCGUUUGUGUGAUAGAUAUAUGCCAGUCGCAGAAUUUGGCCCAUCGGAAGAAGGCCUUGGAAGAGGUCAAUCAAGCGUGUCUCCAAGUGGGCGCCACACUCAACCAUAUCCAGGUAUUUGAAAAAUUAGAUUUUGGAGAAACAAACGUAGUCAGCAGUUUUUACAAUGCAGAUAUGGUUAUUGUUGAUUUUUCAUUACCGACGCAAAUCAUUACAUUGUCAUAUCAUCUGGGAGUCAGGGAAAGAUUCAACAUGAAACACAACAUUUUAAUUUACAAUGACACAGAUACUGAAGCCACUGAACGUUUAAAAUGUUCCACUCAAUACCCUUGCAUAUCUUACAUUCUAACCGAGGAUGGCAUGUGUGUCACAACUGGAAGAUCAAACGAUGGAGGUGAGCUUUUAAGUCAACGUUUAAAACGAUCAUUGCAAGACGUUGAAAUACAAAGCAAGGCUCAUAUGAAGGAAAAAUUCUUGGCCGAUUUGAAGAAACUAAAAGAACAAAAAAGCGGCGAAGAACUUCAAGAGUCUUUACACAAUAUUAGAAGGCGUUUGGACGAUCCUAAUGUUCUCUCCGGUGAUGUUGUUUUAAAUAUGUUAUUUUGUUUUCGUGAUAUUCAAGAUUAUGACUCCAUGGUGCAACUUGUUGAUGAUCUAAGAACACUUCCUGCAGCAAGGAAAUACCUUAAUUCAUAUAUUUUGUAUCUUUAUGCUUUUGCAUUGAAUAGGAGGAAGCAAGACGGUGAUAGAGAGAAAGCUCUUAAAGUUUGCAUUGAAGCUUUGGAAAAAAGAGAAAACCAUUUCCCAGACAUGAUUUGUUUGUGUGGUAGAAUUUACAAAGAUAAAUUUACGGAAUCAGAUUACAAAGAUGAGAAAAGCCUAGGCGAAGCUAUUUAUUGGUACAGAAAAGGAUUCGAAGUGCAACCAAAUGAGUAUGCAGGGAUCAAUUUAGCGACACUGCUGGUAAUAGGUGGUGCCGACAUCACCGGCAACGAAGAGCUUCAACGUAUCGGCAUGGUCCUCAACAACCUAAUUGGCAAGAAAGGAAGUUUAUCUUCACUACAAGACUAUUGGGAUGUUGCUACGUUUUUUGAAAUAUCCGUCCUCUUUCAGCAUUAUUCAAACGCAGUCCAAGCAGCUGAAUGCAUGUUUAAAUUAAAACCUCCAGAUUGGUAUUUAAAAUCAACAGUUGGUAACAUACAACUCAUCGACAGAUUUCGUAAAAAACGUGAGGAGGAAGGUUCUCCCGAAGAGAAGAUUUUCCAUUUUUGGAUGGAAUUUUUUCUCGAAGCUACAAAACCUCCAGCUAAAGAUAGUUUCCGGUUUCCUGCACUUAUCCUCGAACCUAGUAAGGAGUUUAUGCCUAGCUACGUAUGCGUGAAUUUGGGUGCGGAACCGCAAACUUUACAAGUUACAAAUUUGUGCGUUAAAAGUCUAAAAAAUAAUUGCACACAAAUCCACAACUGGGAAUUCACUGCUAACAAUAUACGCAGUGUCAGUUUUUACAAACGAGAUGAACGUUGCCUCUUCCUCUACGUACAUCACAAUUCAGAUGACUUCCAAAUUUUCUUCCCGUCGGAAAGCUGCCGCCAAUGUUUCUACGAAUUGAUUUUAGAACUGACUGAUCAUCAGGAAGGUUUAGUGGAAUCUGAACCACCACGUGACAUACGAUAUGAGUACGAAAGGGACGAACAGGGGCGACGUAUAGUCUUAGGAAAAGGCACUUAUGGGUGCGUUUACGCCGCUCGAGAUUUGAACACACAAGUGCGAAUCGCCGUUAAAGAAGUACCUGAAAAGAAUCUCGGAGCGGUUCAGCCUUUACACGAAGAGAUUCGCUUGCACUCGCAAUUGAGACACCGAAACAUAGUACAAUAUUUAGGAUCGUUAUCCGAAGAUAAUUACUUCAAAAUUUUCAUGGAACAAGUACCUGGAGGAUCACUUAGUGCUUUAUUGCGCCGCAAAUGGGGCCCUUUGAAAUCCAACGAACACACCAUGGCCUACUACACCCGACAGAUUCUUGAAGGUCUCAAGUAUCUCCAUGACCAGAAAAUCGUCCAUCGAGAUAUCAAAGGUGACAACGUCUUAGUCAACACUUACAGUGGUGUUGUAAAAAUCUCCGAUUUUGGUACAUCGAAACGACUAGCGGGGCUAUGCCCUAGUACGGAAACUUUUACUGGGACUUUGCAGUAUAUGGCACCUGAAGUGAUUGAUAAGGGACAAAGAGGGUACGGGGCUCCUGCCGAUAUAUGGUCGUUGGGAUGUACAGUGGUUGAAAUGGCAACUGGAAAGCCACCUUUCAUAGAAUUGGGGUCUCCACAAGCAGCUGUUUUUAAAGUCGGAUAUUAUAAGGAUCAUCCGCAAGUUCCGGAAGAGUUGUCAGAUAGGGCAAAACAUUUUAUUUUGAGAUGUUUUGAGCCCGAUCCCGAUAAGAGGGCUUCGGCGGCUCAGUUGUUAGAAGACCCAUUUAUUGGAGUGGAAAGGAAGAAAAGCGUCCGUUUAAACACCGAAUUCAACCGCAGCGUUUCUGUUCCCGUGGACAAAGUGCUUCCAAGACUUCCGAGCUGCAGUGCCCCAAAUCAGACACCAACAACGCCGGAAUCUGACUCCCAAAGCAGAGGCUCUCUCCUACCGCCCAUUCAAAUGCCCACAUCACUUACAUUCAACAGUUUAGCAUCGACUCCCUCGCUUGAAAUCGAAUCAUGUCAAGACGGUACUGAAAGAAGAAAUUCGACGGGAACUCUUUUGUCGCCCGAAGUUGAUGCUAGCACCGAAACGGACGGUUUUUAUCUAUUAAAAAAAGACUCACAAAGACGCACAACUCUUGCCAAAGUAUUAGCACAAGAUGGACCCAAAGUGUGCGAAGUGUGGAUGCACAAAAUUAGGGACAAAUAUAUGGGAGAAACUGUACUCACACAAAAACAUCUUGCCCGAUUGAUGGACGGUUUGAAGGAUUAUUUAACAGAGCAAUCGUUGACCGUUGUCGAAAGUGCCGUUAGACAGCUGAAAGAAGAACUCGACUUUGAUGUGACGGCCAUAAAUCAACUACAGUUUGCUAUUUAUUUAUACCAGGAAUCCGUUAACGAAGUGCUUCGUUUGCACCCCAUCAAACCUCAUUGGAUGUUCGCCCUCGACAAUUUGGUGCGGUCUGGUGUCCAAGCUGCCAUCACGGUCCUGUCACCUGAAUUAGGCGAGAAUUUGGCCAAUCACAGUUCUCCCAGUACUGUGAACUCCGCCAAGUCCACCAAAAGUUCCGAAAGUUUCGAUUUUCGAGAUCAGUUGGUUCAUUUGCGGACAGAAAAUGCCAGAUUGCAACAAGAAUUGGUGGAAUCGCAAAAACAGUACCAAAUUUUGGUUAAACAAUUAAUUGAAAGUUUUCAAUACCACUCCGAGGCUAUCCGCGAAUUGUGUUCGCAACGAGACAAUCAGAUUAAAGAUGAGUUUGAUGAAGAUCCAAGAUUGGCGAGUUGGUUACAAGGUCUUGGAGUUAAUGAAUUUGGAAGAAAGAAGAUUCUAGCUGAAGGCUAUACUUUAAAUGAGGUGUUGUAUAAUAUAGGAAGGGAGGAAUUGCAAAGGAUUGGACUCAGAGGGGCAGUGGAGUUUCGUAUUUGGAGAGCAAUAGAACAACAUAGGCAAAGUCCAAAUGUCUAUCUGUGCAAUGGAGUAACAGACGACACCAGUACUGUUUAAACUUCAAGAUUUCAUCAUUACCAGACUGUGAUUUUUUGUUUUCAUUUUUUUUUAGAAUCUUGUUUUAUUUCAAGUGCAAUGAUAUUUAUUGUUUGAACAGAAUAUUUAUUUCGUUUUUGUUCACUAAUUAGUACAAAUUUGAGAAAAGCACGCGAUUUUAUUUAUACGUUUUUAAAUCAAGUUUUGUUUUAAUUUUUGUCAUCUCGAUUGGUAGUUUAACUCGAUUCUUUUAUAUUAAAAGUUUAAUCCGUGUAUUUACUUAGUAAAGUUUUCAUCUAAAAUAUUGGAAAACUAACUCUACUACAUAGUUGUUUUACUAAUCAAAGUUGAAGUGCCUUUUUACUAAUGCAUCACAUUGUAGUUCAACUGUUUUAGUAUUAUUAAUAUUUUAUUUUUGAAAUGAUGUUUCAUUUUUUAAUAUUAGGCUUAAAAUUGCCAUUGAAUAGUAAUGAUACUAUUUUUGCUGUUAAAGUUUACACCAUAAUAAAUGACUAAUAAAAAUAAAUAC
Messenger RNA from Tribolium madens (black flour beetle), 4761 nucleotides. It is a transcript of the gene Ask1, whose product is annotated as mitogen-activated protein kinase kinase kinase 15. Gene Ontology annotation, molecular function: ATP binding; protein kinase activity. Gene Ontology annotation, biological process: protein phosphorylation; MAPK cascade. The record is from RefSeq and is a predicted model, not a curated record. NCBI's taxonomy places the organism in Eukaryota, Metazoa, Arthropoda, Insecta, Coleoptera, Tenebrionidae. The coding region runs from base 423 to 4253 and encodes 1276 amino acids. The transcript has 12 exons.